CUGUUAUUCUUAUCAUAACCAAUUACAAAGGUUCCUCUUUUUCUUGGUCACCUUAUUUCCUCAAACACAAAGAAACUAUUUAAUACAGUAAGCUUCAAAACUGUGCCCACAGAGUAUGUCAAAGGGGUAAAACACACACAAGAUUGAAAGAAGUGACAAGAACUGACGCACUUUCAGGCCACAGUGGUUACCGCAGACAGACUCACCGCUCUCAUUGCAGGCAAAAUGUUACACCAUGAUAAUUUAUUAUCAUUAAUAUUUACUUUGACAAGCAAAACAUACUCCUUCUUUCAUAUUUAUUGCAUUAAUUAUCUUUUAAAUGUGUUGGCUUGUAUUUAUGUGACAUACUGUAUAUGUUUACAUCUCAUAGACGUUCUGUGGGCCUGUAAAUGUAUUAGGUGGAGCUUAAUUUCCGGCUAUCUGAACCGUAUGUCCCUGUGUUAGUAAUUAUCUCAGUGUGCAUGCUGAACCAUGGCGUGUGUGCAUCUGCAGCAUGUGGGAGGAAGUCUAAACUCGAGUGAAAAUAGCCCUGACUUCCUGUGCAAACGGUUGCAAUGAGGAAGAAUAUACAGUAACAAGGGCCAAAGGGUAGUUUAGCUUGUCAAAGACACAUGCGUUUAAGAAUGGCACAGCUGUUUUUAUGGUGACCUUUAAUCCUGGUACCAUCAAGUUUUCGGAGUAAUAGCUUCACAUCAGAAGUUCGAAGUCUGACUUGCAUUACUGGACUCUUGGUGGUUGUACGACUUACAGUUUUAGUACUUAGCCAAUAUGGACACUGUGGAUGCAGAUAUGGUGCAGAUUGGAGAACACAAAUUUGUAAACAAGAGCACGAUUCUGUCACAUCUUAAGACAUACAACCUUUACUACGAGGGACAAGCUCUUCAGCUGAGACAUAGAGAGGAUGAAGGAGAAUUGAUAAUAGAAGGUUUGCUCAACGUUUUUUGGGGCGUGCGGAGGCCAAUCAGACUGCAAAUGCAAGAUGAUAAGGAUACAGGCAGGCCACACCCAUCAUUAACAUCACCGAGCGUUGACAUCACCACAGCCGAAAAUGAAGGAACAAAUCAGACAUCAACAUCGAUUGAGGUCACAGCAGCAGACGACCAAUCAAGAGACAGCUCGGGUGAAGAGGCAGCUGGUGAACAUGAGGAGUUGACACGCUCAGAUCGAGUCGCCCGAACCUCGAGUGAUCUCGGUGGGAGGAGAAUUAGUGGGCGGAGACUUGGAAUCAGGAGGGUGAAGCGACACCACCGCUGCUCCUUUAAUGGACACUUUUAUAACCACAAGGCACCAGUGUUUACCCCUGCGUUUGGCUCUGUUACUAAUGUGCGCAUCAACAGCGGCAUGACGACGACGCAGGUGAUGCGAGUGUUACUGAACAAAUUCAAGAUUGAGAACAAUCCAGACGAAUUUACACUGUAUUUUGUCCACACUAGCGGAGAGAGACAACAGUUAAAACCUAAUGACCAUCCUUUGGCAGUCCGGGUUUUGCGAGGACCUUGUGAGCAGGUCAGCAAAAUCUUCCUAAUGGAGACGGAUCAGGUGGAAGAGGUUACGCAUGAUGUGGCACAAUACAUCAAGUUUGAGCUUCCUGUUCUACAAAGCUUCAUCACCAAACUGCAAGAAGAGGAAGAGCGAGAGAUGCAAAAGUUAAAGAGGAGGUACACUGAUUUGCGUCGUAUCAUCAAGAAAUACAUGCAGGCUUUAACUGACAGAACUACUUGAUGUUGGAGACGCUGUCUGUGCACUUUUUCUUCACGCAUGUGUCACUUAUCUAUAGGUUAUCUUUAAAGCCCCAACUCAGGAACCCCUGUAUUUCACUAUAUGUGACCUUGCCUGUGGAAUCAAGGCUAAAGUCUUAAAAACUGUAAUUAAAAUGAUCAUCAAAGUUUAAUUUCAAACAUUUCAAUGUUAUUUCAAUCUUUGAUGACCUUACUCAGUUCAUAUUAAAUAUAUCAAGGUUAUAUUUUCACAGUAUGUUCUGUUAUAUAGAAAACGCAACAUGAUCGUUAUUAUUACAAAUUUGUGUUAUAGUUACAAAUUUUUUUAUAAAUUUAUUUGUGUAUUCGUGUAAUUAAUUUACACGAAUUUCUAUUUCGUGUCAUUCAGCACGAAUUUAUAAAAAUAGUUUUUCAUGUCCGUGGCACGACUUUCUUUUCGUGUCAUUUUAUGUAUUGUUUUCUCUUUUUUUCUAUUUUUAAAUCAUUGUCGCUUGGGGUUGGGGUUAGAUUUGGGGUUUGGGUUAGGAUGUACUUUUAUGUAUUGGUUUCUACAUGUUUUUCUUCUGCUUUUAAAACUAUUCAGGCCUGGAGUUGGGGUUAGAGUUGAGGUUUGGGUUAGGAUGUCUAAAAAAUAAGUAACAGUAACAGAAAGUAAUUCUAACACCAACCCCAAGCGACAAUGGUAAGAAAACAGGAAAAAACAAUGAGAAAACAAUACAUAAAAUGACACAAAAAAGAAAGUCAUGCCACCGACACGAAAAACUAUUUAUAGAAAAAGACACGAAACAGACACGAAAAAGACAUUCGUGCUAAAGGCACAAAAAAGCUGAAUUUCGUGCCAUGGACACAAAUACAUUAAUCAAAUUUUUUGUGACUAUAACACGACUUGCCUUGAGAAAACAGUAAAUCACAAAAAAAUGACUUUAGCUGGGUUUUUACAUUCAGGAUCACAUAUAUUUAUAAUACACACAUUUUAGAUGUUAUGGUUUGCUCUAUAUUUGAAGAGUUUCGUUGCAAAACGAGAUAACUCCGUUUUUUUAUUUUUCAGAAAUCUUGUUUUUUGGUUGUGCAUUCCAAUUAAUAUCAAUUCAACUGCAGUUGGUUUGUUUUGAUUUAAACCUUCAUAACUUAAAAAAUACAGCUAAGUAGCAUCAUAAAACAAAAUAAUAACAUGAUAACAUAAUAAUAAUAAACAUGUUUUGACAAAAAUGUUAAAAACGGAUUUAUCUCGUUUUGCAACGAAACUCUUCAUUUGUUCCAAAAACAAACUGGGCCAAGCUAAAUUAAACAAUAGUUUACUUUUAUGCACACAUUUGUAAUAAGCCUUCAUGUUUUUGAAAAGUAUUAUUGCUAUUUUUCCAAAGCAAAGGAGCUUGUACAACGUUGGUUGAAUGUAAAAUUCACACUGUGUGAAUAAAUAUGUAAAACGAAGAAAAAACUUUGUACUUGUAAUAUAGGCUAUUUUAUUCCAGAAUAUUUGUAAUGUGUUUAAUUUAUAAAUAUAUAAUAAAGUCUAUAUGCAUAUACAGUACAUUUGCCUUUGCU
Misgurnus anguillicaudatus (oriental weatherfish) is the source of this 3263-nucleotide messenger RNA. The record is from RefSeq and is a predicted model, not a curated record. NCBI's taxonomy places the organism in Eukaryota, Metazoa, Chordata, Actinopteri, Cypriniformes, Cobitidae.